AUGUUUGUCGCACCGGCCUGUAGCAUUAUUGGAAUAUGUGUUUGGCAGGAGAUUCAAGACGAUCCAUUCGAGACCCAACUGGCGACCAACGAUCUUCGGGCGGAAAGCGACCGCGCAUCGGCAAACGCUCAUCGCACUGCAAGCAGCAAGCCGUUGAUGACCAAGGACGGGGAAACCCAGCUCGCGAAAGACGAAGGGGAAAAGUCGAGUAAUGGAGGAGUCUUGGAGACAGCUACGCCAUCGAAUUCAACAGCAGAGCGCGAUGCGCAAACCGAAGAGAUGAGCACAAAGAACAAUCAAUCUCCACCUAAGGUUGCAGAUGGGACGCCUGCAAAUUCCAGCCCAAAGAAGCGUCGCAAACUUGUGUCUAUUGCCGACGAUCGGUGA
This is a messenger RNA of Histoplasma capsulatum G186AR, 387 nucleotides long. RefSeq lists its product as uncharacterized. The transcript is spliced from 4 exons. The record is from RefSeq and is a predicted model, not a curated record. Lineage: Eukaryota; Fungi; Ascomycota; Eurotiomycetes; Onygenales; Ajellomycetaceae. The coding region runs from base 1 to 387 and encodes 128 amino acids.